Ilex paraguariensis (yerba mate) is the source of this 2562-nucleotide messenger RNA. Lineage: Eukaryota; Viridiplantae; Streptophyta; Magnoliopsida; Aquifoliales; Aquifoliaceae. The record is from the annotation of a GenBank genome assembly.
AUGAUUGUGGAGCUAUUGGGGGAUGCUUCAAAAUUUGGCGUAGCAAAAAGCGAGCACAAGUUAUUUGCAAUGAAGCACUGCUCCUGUAGACUAUCGAAUCAGCUAUUCUCGAUUGAAUACUGGUUGGAGAAGUCAUCAACGUCAUCACGAGAGGAAGACUUCUUGCAACGGCGAGAUGAACACCUCUCCAGUGUAAGAGGAUCACCAUUUUUGCGAAGGGACUUUGGAGCACAUCACUCUAGUCCCGAGCCUUCUCAUACUGACAAAUCCAAGAUGAAGGGUAAAAAUAUGGAACCCAGUGAGGUAUUAUGGAUUGGAUUUCCAGCUUCAUUGAAGGUGGAUGCAUUGAUUUUAAGAAGGGUCUUUUCACCGUUUGGCGAGAUUGAGAGCAUUACUGUAUUUCCCGGUGGCAGUUAUGCGUUCAUCCAGUUCAAAAAUGUAAUGGCAGCCUGCUGGGCUAAAGAUACUCUUCGAGGGAAAUUAUUUGGCGAUCCUCGUGUACGUAUCUGUUUUGCAAAGAGGGAAGCAGGUACAUCCAACAGGGGAAGGAACCUGAUUAAUGCACCUCACUCCCCACAUUUCAGGUCAUAUGCACAUCCGCAAUCAUCUGAGGACUUCCGACAAGAUAGGAACUUUGGUAACUUAAAUGGAGAUCCCAACAUGAUAUCUCUUUGUUUUAUCUGUAAUAUGGAUCCCAGUGAUCCUGAUGUCACGAGUUUCAACAGGAAAGACAACUUGUGGGCAGGGGGAAGUGGUUCAUUUGAACAGAGGAGGUUCCAAGAACUUGGCUCUGAACCAGGACUUCCAGGUAAUAUGUACGAGCAUCACAGUAGUUGUCCACAAGACAGUGGCCCACACUUCCGUGAUUCUCAGCAAUUCCCUCGACAAGGCCCAUCCUAUAACUUGCCAGAAGACGCCUUGCUCUUUCAUGGAGCUAAAAAAUUAAAGACCAGCUCCUUUCCUCCUGAGGAUUUGCUUCCAAAUUAUCCUUUCUCUGAUUCAGAACAAGCGAAACAUGUUCUUCCUAGGAUGUACCCUGAUUUUACCCAGCCGGAGGCUAUUGAGAAGAACUUUCAUCCCGGACCUUUCGGUUAUAAGCAGAUCCCUGAUCAUGCAAUGAAUUUAAUCCAGCCUUUUGGGGAGAGGAGUGAACACUGGAAUGCAUCUUAUGAUAGUUUUCAGAUAGGUUCUCUUCCAUUGGCUUCAAACCCCACUGAUUGGAAAAGAUCAACUCCGAAAUCACAUCAGUCCUCUUUAAGUGAAGAAUGGAAAUGGGAAGGGACUAUAGCAAAGGGGGGAACUGCUAUCUGUCGUGCUCGCUGCUUCCCUGUUGGAAAAGCACUGGACAUGAAUUUGCCUGAAUUCUUAGACUGCACUGCAAGGACUAGUUUAGACAUUCUUACAAAACAUUACUAUCAAGCAGCUAGUGUUUGGGUGGUAUUCUUUGUACCUGCAGAUGACCCUAAUAUUGAAUUUUAUAAUGAAUUCAUGGAUUAUCUGAGGGAAAACCAGCGAGCAGCGUUGGUUAAAUUGUAUGAGAAGACAACCUUGUUUCUUGUACCUCCUUCAGAAUUCGCAGAGAAAGUACUGAAGGUACCUGGAAAACUGAGCAUCUCUGGUGUUAUUUUGAGGUUGGAACGUCCGGGUUCCAAUUUUGUGUCUCUUUAUCCUCCACAUGAGAAAAAAGAUACGAACUCCAUAUCUUGUCAGGGGGAUGAAUCAUACCCAAAGCCGUCAUCAUCUGCACGACCUUAUUCCUCAGUGCUGGCUUUUCAGAAUAUCGAGAAACCCGUGCUUAAUAGCACAUCUUUUAAGGGGAAUUUGUCAACAGCAGUUCCACCUGUUUCAGUUUCAGGCUCUGCUCAUGCUAUUGGAAAAAUGUCCGACUCAUUUAAUGAAAACAGACAUGAAUAUGUGCUCCAUCUGCAGAACCCUACACUUGGACCAAACUGGUCUCCUCACAAUCUACAGAACUCGAACUCUGGCAGCAGAAGUACUAAAUCAGACGCAUCCAAUAGUAGUGCUGUUGAUCCCAUUAACUCAGUCAUGCAUAGCGCUAUGCAGCAAUCAAGUUCAACUAAUUAUUCAACUGAAAUCUCAGGUGUCCCAUUAGGUGGAAACGGCAAGCUGUCCCUUCAGGAAACCAAACCUCCAGUUUCUUCAUCUUUGCCUGUUGGAGCCCUUCAUACAGAACAACUUGCACAGUUGACAUCAUCUCUUCUUGGGCAACAAAGGCAAUCGGGGGGUGCAUCUUCAAGCACUAUGCAUGAAUUUCAAAACUCAUAUAGACCAUCACAGCAAUAUACUUUACCACAUAAUCAGGUAUCUUCUGAGCUUCCGUCUUCAUAUUUUGAUCAAAUGCAGCAGCAGCAGCAGCAGGAGGAGCCAAAUGUGCCUACAGCACCUCAACGGGACCUUCUGACAGGUGUUCAGGUGAAUCAACAGCCGCCAAGUAGUGGUGCGCAAGAGGAAGUGAAUGCAGAUACAAAAAAACGCCUGCUAGCAACAUUGCAGCUGGCAGCAGCUCUCCUUCAGCAAACCCAACAAGGGGGAGGGACUUGA